AUGACCAAUAUAUCGAAUCAGAAAUCUAGUCUUUGCCCCACCAACGGUCGUCAAACCGUUGGGGAUGGGGCUUUCUCUUUCGACAACGAGCCUAGUGUGCUUGCUGUGUGCCAUCUACAGGGCAACCAAGACAUGUACUACUACUCUACCACGUUCUCUGGAGGGCCUGGGCACACCGCCGUCAACCCUAAUGCCUCUGCCCCAAUACCGUUCAGCCCACCCUCUGUCCGAUCUGCCGCAUCCCCACGAAAUAUCCCAAGCAGACACAGUUCGAUGAGCUCAACACCACCAUUGACACCUGACGUCGCGAGCGAUUACAGUCAGGAUAGUGGAAGAUCCUUUGCCAAUCAAGCUCGCCAGAAAGAUGCACUCGACUUUUUGAUGACUGUAUUCCCACACCAAGGUUUAUCUGCCCUUCCAUUCGCUAAAAGUGUCUCGAUAUCGGCACCCGAUCUGGGUGCGGACUUCGAGGGCAUUGUUUUGGAGGUUCCAGGCUCUGUCAAGACACUCUAUGUUGAUGGCAAGAGUGCGGCGUCUGUCAGUUUGCGCGAAAGCAUCGUUGCGCUUCUUGACCUUGCCGACGAACGCCUAGGGUGCUCUUCUCUUGUCAUUGUCCUAGAACGUUCCUCUCCAAACCUUGGCAAAAUCCUCCAUUCGCUCAUGUACGUCGGUGGUGCAGUUGUUACUAAACCCAUGUAUCAGGUUGACCCAGCUUUCGUGCUUGUUGGCCUCGAGGUGUCUUAA
Psilocybe cubensis is the source of this 744-nucleotide messenger RNA. RefSeq lists its product as uncharacterized. NCBI's taxonomy places the organism in Eukaryota, Fungi, Basidiomycota, Agaricomycetes, Agaricales, Agrocybaceae. The coding region runs from base 1 to 744 and encodes 247 amino acids. Gene Ontology annotation, molecular function: ornithine decarboxylase inhibitor activity. Gene Ontology annotation, cellular component: cytoplasm; nucleus. The record is from RefSeq and is a predicted model, not a curated record. Gene Ontology annotation, biological process: positive regulation of protein catabolic process. The transcript has 4 exons.